Cucurbita maxima (winter squash) is the source of this 2639-nucleotide messenger RNA. Its product is annotated as probable LRR receptor-like serine/threonine-protein kinase At2g23950. The transcript has 11 exons. Gene Ontology annotation, biological process: protein phosphorylation. The coding region runs from base 474 to 2432 and encodes 652 amino acids. The record is from RefSeq and is a predicted model, not a curated record. Lineage: Eukaryota; Viridiplantae; Streptophyta; Magnoliopsida; Cucurbitales; Cucurbitaceae. Gene Ontology annotation, molecular function: protein binding; protein kinase activity; ATP binding.
AGAGGAGCAAGUCGGGUGCCAUUUUUGGGUGUUGGGUUGUGAAUAGAAUCGGCGGUUCACCCACAGCGUGUGCAUUAGGCUGAAACAAGCAAGAUAGCAUUGAAUUUGUACGCCACGCUCAGCCCCAUCCACCCAUGUUCGUCCGGCCUCGAGCUCAGGCGCGGUCAGGCUACAUCGGUCCAGUCUCUUAACGUCCCUCUCAAUUUCUGCACUGACAACUCGCGUCUCCCAGCUGAUACGCACCCCUUUCUCGCUCUUGGUUUCUCUCUGUCUUUAUUGUAUUUUUUUGAGCUUUCGGUAAGAGGAGUGAGUAUUAUGGGUUGUGGGGUGUGCAGUGGGUGACUGAAAAGGAGAACCGUGAAAGAAAUGAAAAAGAGCGACUGAGAGAGACAGAGGCAAAGAGAGUGGACGUAUUAGAACUGCCUUUUUUUUCUUUCGCGUUUUCGUGUUCUUGAGGGACAAGCCACCAACAUAUGGUCUUCUUCUUUUUCUUUCCUCUGCAUUUCUUCACAGCUAUGGCUCCUAAACUCUUCUGUUUGAUCAUUUUCUCUUCUGCUUUGCUUUGCCUCUCCUAUGAACCUCGAAAUCCUGAAGUGGAAGCUCUGAUUCAUGUGAAGGCAGCAUUGAAUGAUCCGCACGCUGUGCUCAGCAAUUGGGAUGAAGACUCAGUGGACCCUUGCAGUUGGGCAAUGAUCACAUGCUCCCCUGAUAACCUCGUUGUAGGACUAGGAGCUCCGAGCCAGUCUCUUUCCGGAACUUUGUCUGGGGCGAUUGGGAACCUAACAAAUCUUCGCCAAGUGUUGCUGCAGAACAAUAACAUUUCCGGUCAAAUUCCCAUUGAACUUGGAGCUCUCCCAUUGCUUCAAACAUUAGAUCUCUCAGAAAAUCACUUCUCUGGCCCUAUACCAGCAUCCUUUGGUCAGCUGAACGGUCUACGCUACCUGAGGGUGAACAAUAAUAGCUUGUCCGGGCCUUUUCCCGUGUCUUUGGCCAAAAUCCCCCAGCUUGCUUUCUUGGAUUUGUCUUUUAACAAUCUUAGUGGACCAGUGCCUGUGUUUCCGGCCAGAACAUUCAAUGUGGUGGGAAAUCCGAUGAUUUGUGGAAGUAACCCUACUGAGGGUUGCUCUGGCUCAGCCAAUGCCGUUGCUCUUUCUCUCUCUCUAGAAUCCUCCCCUGGAAGACUCAGGUCCAAAAGAAUAGCAGUGGCACUUGGGGUCAGCCUCAGCUGUGCUUUUCUGAUACUCCUAGCAUUUGUGAUUCUUUGGCGCAGAAAGAAUCACAAGGCCAAGACCAUUCUAGACAUCAAUGUAGACAAUCAAGAAGUUGGGCUUGUGCGCUUAGGCAACCUGAGGAACUUCAGUUUCAAAGAGCUCCAAUUAGCAACAGGGCAUUUCAGUUCCAAAAAUAUACUUGGGGCUGGAGGAUUUGGUAAUGUGUACAAGGGAAAGCUAGGAGAUGGGAGUAUGGUGGCAGUGAAACGGCUAAAAGAUGUUACGGGUACCACUGGAGAGUCUCAGUUCCGCACAGAGUUGGAGAUGAUUAGCCUGGCAGUUCAUCGCAAUUUGCUUCGGCUAAUUGGUUAUUGUGCCACUUCUCACGAGAGGCUCUUAGUGUACCCAUACAUGUCAAAUGGCAGUGUAGCUUCCAGGCUCAGAGGAAAGCCAGCAUUGGACUGGAAUACAAGGAAGAGAAUAGCAAUUGGUUCUGCAAGGGGUCUGCUGUACCUCCAUGAGCAAUGUGAUCCUAAGAUAAUCCAUAGAGAUGUGAAGGCUGCGAAUGUGCUUCUGGAUGACUUCUGUGAAGCUGUAGUUGGUGAUUUUGGACUUGCAAAGCUUCUUGACCAUGCUGACUCUCAUGUGACCACUGCUGUUCGUGGCACUGUUGGGCACAUUGCUCCAGAGUAUCUUUCAACCGGCCAAUCUUCUGAGAAGACUGAUGUGUUUGGGUUUGGCAUUCUUUUGAUAGAGCUGAUAACUGGAAUGAGAACUUUUGAAUUUGGGAAAACAAUUAAUCAAAAAGGCGUCAUGCUUGAGUGGGUGAAAAAGAUACAACAGGAAAAGAAAGUGGAAUUGCUUGUGGACAGAGAGCUAGGGAACAACUAUGAUCAGAUUGAGGUUGGGGAAAUGUUGCAAGUGGCUCUUCUUUGCACUCAGUAUUUACCUGCUCACCGUCCUAAGAUGUCGGAGGUGGUCCGAAUGCUUGAAGGGGAUGGCCUUGUUCAGAAAUGGGCUGCAUCCCACACUCAUAAUGACUUCAAUGUCAACCUCUUUCAUUCACGGAACAGCUGCAAAAGUACAUACAACCCCACAUAUGCUUUGAAGAAUAAUGGCAACGAUCGAGAACAUUCAAGCAUGUUGAGUUUUACAAUGGACGAUGAUGAUGAUGAGCGAUCUUUGGACUCCUAUGCCAUGGAACUCUCCGGUCCAAGAUAGUAGAGAAAGUAAAUGAAUCAGAGAAACAGGAAGACUAUAAUUCAUUGCUUUAAAAUUCUUUGUAAAGCCAAAAUCAAUGAUCAUCAAGCUGAAAGGAUGGGUUUUAAUGUUGGUUUCACAAUCUUGAUGUACCUUAUUUUCUUUCUUUUCUGUGGAUAUUCUGGGUUGGACAUGUAAAUAUAUGAUACCAGCUUGGUCUUCUUGAAA